Messenger RNA from Acipenser ruthenus (sterlet), 6766 nucleotides. RefSeq names its product C-type lectin domain family 4 member F-like. The transcript has 7 exons. The record is from RefSeq and is a predicted model, not a curated record. NCBI's taxonomy places the organism in Eukaryota, Metazoa, Chordata, Actinopteri, Acipenseriformes, Acipenseridae. Bases 119 to 1018 code for a protein of 299 amino acids.
AACCAUUUAAAAGGAGAAAAACGGAAGAAAGAAACGGUGUCCAGACAUUCAUAGUCACCAGAACGACUACGGCGUAACUCUGCAAAAAAUACAUACAAAACGGAUUGCUUCUUUCAAAAUGAUACUGAUAACAGAAAUCAUGAAUUUGAAAGCUAAAUUGCACCUGGCGAUGAAGACUAUUUUUUUUCAGAGCGUUGGAGAGGAGGAAGAAGAUGGCGAUGGUUCAAAGUCUCUGCAGUCUGCUAGUGGGAAAGAGUCCCUCUACAAGAAGACUUCCAUCCUGCUUGCUGUGAUCUGCUGCCUGCUGGUUUCCAUCAUCAUCGGCCUGAGUUUUCUCUCAUUACAGCUUUGCGAUUGUGGAGAUGUCUGUUCCAGGAUGACUCAAGGAAAUGGUGAGGAGUAUAACAGCCCUAUUCCAGUUGAUUAUGAGCAGGAGGAGAAAGUGGAUGAAGUCAACACAGGCCUGCCCACACAUUCCAGCUUCACAGGGAAUUGCUCCGAUAUGGAGUCCCUUUUCUUUGAGGCUGUGUUGGGGAGCAAUAUCACAAAAAACUGCAACGGUCAGAUGUGUGAAUUGUGUUUGAAGGGCUGGGUGCUGUUCAAUCACAAGUGCUACAUGUUUUCAAAGGAUAUCAUGUCAUGGAAUGCCAGCCAGGCUCAGUGCAGAUCAAAGAGAGGUGACCUGGUGAAGAUACAGAGUGAGGAGGAGCAGAAAUUCAUCUCAAAGACAGCUGAAAAGAAGGGUGGCUUUUACUUCUGGAUUGGAUUGGCUGAUCAAGCCAAGAAAGGAGAAUGGCGCUGGGUGGACAACACACCUCUGAGGAGAGGAUAUUGGCGGCAGGGUAUACCCUCUACUGGCGAUGUCAGGCAGUGUGCAGGCAUGAACCCCCCGUCGGAUUCCUUGAACAACUGGGACCGGUCAGCCUGCAGAGCCAACAGCAGAAGAAUCUGUGAAUCCGCAGCUGUGCGUCUGAUUCACAAAGCAAACGACGACAACGAUAACCUUGCACGUGUUUAGAGUAGUGUUGGUGCAAGAAUUCAAGUAUCUGAGCAAAACACAACAUGGAAUAAAUUCAGAGGCAAAUAUGACCCUGUUAGCAUCAUGCAAAAUAAUCUAGUAGCUUUAGAUUGAUUUCUGUCUUUUAUUAAUUAAAAUGUAAUCCGUAACUUCAAACAGUGAAAUCUGAUUCUAACACUUAACAGACUUAAGUCUCUUUUUAUAUUUUUGUUUUCAAAGUUUUACAUUAAAUAAAUAAAAUUUAACAAUUAAUACAAAAAACAAAUCAAUUCCUAAUCACAUUGGACACAGUAAAUGUGAUUUAAUUGAUUAUUGUAAUCCUUACUCAUAAAUCCAUUGAAAGAAGACAAUACCGGUAUAUAAAUCCCUGGAAUCUACAAAACCAAUUCUGCUGUACAUAACCCCAUUCUACUGGGUUACACUUCUGAGAUUACUUUUGCUAUGUUAUAAAAUACUUUUAUCUGAUUGGACUAGAGCUGAAAAUGAAGAGUUCAAAACACUAGCUUUCAAGGUCACAGACUGGUGCGUUUGGAUAUUGCUGUUUACAUGCUAAAAAGGAAUUUUGAAAUAUGCAGAAGAGCAUUCUGGUCUAUAUUGAUUACAAAAACUAAAUUUGAAAUAUUUAUGGUUUAAGCUUGAAGCCACAGAAGCUUAAACCAGGUUAUGCUUUCAGCACAGAUACUGAGAUGUGAAAGGCAGGGGAGCAGUGAACAGUGACAGUUCGUUUAAAAACCUAAGCAAGACCACCUUUAAGAAGUUCCACUACACGAUGAAACGGGGAGUUGAACAUGGAAACUAAUCUGAAACUAUAACUAUUGUGCAACUGUGGAAGGGUGGUGGGCAAUUCACUGACACAAGGAGACAGUACUUUAUUUGUAGCGCCGCUCAGGCGUACUGAUUUAUUUGAGGCAGUAGAUGGCGCUGUUGUCCGUGUUCUGGAUACUGACAACAGUAACCAGAAUCACGGCGUUUACCAAUACAGGUAUAGGCACAACAAGUGCUCGCAAAUAAUAAUGAAAACCAAAGGCGAAAGAAAAAGGGAAAAUAAAACACAGUAAUGAAACUACAAACAAAAAGUGCUGCUUACGCAGUGACCCCACUGCCGCUAAGCCGGUCAGAACGGGCCUCCGUCCUACGCUCAAUUACCCUCUAUACACUGGGAUGGCCGGAGUUCCCCGUACAACUAAGCACGUCCCCUCGGGUACGUGGUGAUUUCUGUUAUUUCUUUUCCCGUUAAAUUAUUUUAAGGCCGGCUGUUUUUCUCAGCCAGUUUUGCCUCGUUUUAUUUUAAAACUGACGUCUUUCGUCAGUGUCACUGGGUAUUCCCCAAACACGGCCACCCGAGCGUCCAACCAAACCAGAUCUUAUGGGCCGAGCAGUCUCCCAAGGCCCGCCCCUCAGCCACUCAGAGAGAGGGAAAGCACACACACACUCUUCCCCACCUCUCCGUGUCAUCGCCAUGACCGACAGGCGGACCCCACAAGACUGCUGACCUCUACCUGCAGUAAUACGGAUGUGCCAGACAGUCAGUCCAGAUCUCCCCUGUUUCAGCAACUAUAAUGUAUAGUAAAAUUGAUGACUUAAAAUACCAUAAAUGAUACAUCUGCUACCGACACUGGCCUGUGUUGAGUUGAAAAGAUUCUAAGGGGGUGGUGUAAGGAUAUGCGCAAAGUGAUUUGUGGGUGCAAAACCCCAAUAAUGCUGCCGUAAAUCAUGUUUAGCAGCCGUAAAGUCUGAUUUUACCGGUUGCUAAAAAUGUGGCGUAUGUAAAGAAUGGUGUUCACCUGCCGUUCUGCACCCGCUAUCAAAUUUGCAGUUUGCCAUCAUUGAUCCAUUACAAUUAUAUUGAAAUACAUUCAAAUGAAGAAAAGAGCAUGGAAUUGGGUGGGAUCUGGAUACUAAGCGCGUGCAAACAUUAUAAUGUGAUGUAAGGAUUUUGCCUUGCACUUAGGCAAUUGCUAACCCUCCAAAAACUUUACACCUCUUCUACAAGGUGCAAACUAUUGUAGAAGCGAGUAACUAAGAGCUGUAUAAAAGCACACACCUGCAGAGACCUGUCAUUGGCUUCACGAUGGCUACUGUGGUGCAUUUCCUGAUACGACGACACUUUGCUCUUGUUGAGGAGAGACAGGAACACGGAUGGAGGAGAAGGGCAAGACAAGACCUUGCAUGUUCAAUCCCAGGGUCACUUUGUUUGGGAUGCCAGAGGAUGCGGUGUUAAAUUAUUUGUUUAUUUAGCAGACUCCUUUAUCCAAGGCAACUUACAGAAACUAAGGUGUGUGAACUAUGCAUCAGCUGCAGAGUCACUUACAACUACAUCUCACCCGAAAGACGGAGCACAAGGAGAUUAAGUGACUUGCUCAGGGUCACACAAUGAGUUAGUAGUGGCUGAGGUGGGAUUUGAAUCGGGGACCUCCUGGUUACAAGCCCUUUUCUUUAACCACUGGACCACACAGCCUCCUAUGAGCCUCCUAUGUUAAAGCUUUAUCAUCUCUCCACAGGUCAUCCUUGAACUCCUAGCUGAACUGAGGGAUGAGCUAGACCACAGCGUCAAACAAGGCCCGCCGUCCCUGCACAUGUGAAAGUGCUGUGUUCUCUGCACUAAGCCUCUGGUUCAUUUCAGACCACUGUUGAAAUGCCUGGAGGGAUAGUACAGUCCACCUUUUCCAGAGUGCUAAGCAUAUUUCUGAAUGUCAUGCUAAAAUGGGCAGGCCAAAACAUAUCAUUUCCUAAGGAUACUAGCGUAACUGAUGUUUGCUGAGGCUUUUCCAGCUCCUCAGCAAACUUUUAUUUUCUUUUCUGUGCGCCAAGAGGACUUUGCUGCCCUUCCUCUGACAUAAUAUUUUUUUUGCUUUGUAUUUUCGUGCACCACAAAUGUCAUAGAGCGACUACUCUACUCUGUACUCCAAACUCUGCAAGUGUGGCUGCUAAAUAGACCAAUGCGCUCAUUGAGACCCUCAUUAUCAUAAUUGCGGAUCAUUAUUGGUGCAUGUUGAGUAAUUCUCAUUGCUCUUAAGCUUACAUAGGGUGCAGUGCAAAAUAAUUUCCUAGGCCGCAAUGCAAUUUGAAUUUUGCAUCUGCGCAUCGCCCCCUCACCCUCUCUUAUUUUGCACAACACAAAGUUACGGAUGAUAGACCUUUAUAAAUAAAUAGUACAUAUAAUGCAUUUUAUGAAAACUGGAUUACAACCGUGCAGUAGUACUUGGUUGUUACUGUCAGGAAUCCUGUGUUUUAUCGCUUUUAUGUGGGGUUGCCACCCAUUCUGGUUUUGCCUGGAUUGUUCUCUUUUUGAGGCAGCUGUACUGGGAAAUCUGUAAGACUUCCUGAGACAUUAAAUGUCAUUAAAGUAUAAGAUUUUUUAUCUUUUUUUGGACGAAAUGACUCUGGUGUCCCGGUUUUUUGUAAAUCAGAGGUGGGAACCCUAGUUUUAUGCCUCAUUCCUAGAAGGAAUACAAAUAAAUAAACCCAAACCUAACAGAACAAACUGUACACAUAACAACAGUUUAAAUCAACAUAAUAAAAAGAUAAUAUAACCAUUUAAAAACAAAUCUCAGGUGAGGAGGAGAAAGGUAUAGAAUGGAAUGUUGAACCAUUAUUUUUCUUUUUUAGCAUAUACUGUAAAAUGCACUACUAACUGUGGAACAUUAAUACCAAUGGAAAGAAUAUUGAAAGAGCACUUGCUUGGCCCUUUGGGUGUAAAGAUAAAACUGAUUGAUUUCAGAAUGAAGUACUGUAGGAAUAACAGAGGGAAAUAACAGAGAUUAUUGACUGGGUUAGUAAAAUAAUGAGAACAACCCGCUCUGUGAUCUCUGGGGAUGUCCCAUGUAGCAGAGUAUUACUGCCAAUGUGUCCCUGAUUCACAAAGAAGGUCAAAUGACCUGUCUAAUUUGUAUAUUUAUAUAUUUCUUCUUUUUCUUUUUUUUGGAUGGGGGGGGGCUGAUCUAGUGAGCAUUGAGUGUAUUUAGCAACCAAUGCCCUUUAUCUGGGAGCUAGUGUGCUAGUGUUAAGUGCCUUCUGAAAAAAUAUGAAGAACUAAUAUUUCAGGAAGGAGAAUCCGUGAUAUGAUUGAAUGCAAUUGAAUAGUGAUUGAUGCAAUGUAACAUAUGAUUUAAUGACGAUAAUAAAUUUUGCCCGAGGCCCUGUCCAGGGUAGCCCUUCCUCUAGGAUCUAAAAUGGUCAUCUUCCUGUUUUGGCAAAAAGAAACGACAUGAAUGCAGCCAGACAGAGUUUUUAUGCCGGCGCUUGGAACUGAUGUGUUAAUUAGUGGGCGGAUGCUCCUUCCGGAAAUAUAACCAGGUUUACAAUUACAAAAUGGAUACAAUAUAUUUAAGGACCUGUGGCAGGCUAGCUGCAGUGAUGACGUCAGACCAGAAAGAAUCAUACACAGAGGCAGUAGUGAUGAGUGAAUCUGAGACGCAGCAGUGCUCAGUGUUUUAAUAAACAAACAAAAGGUUUUAAACAGAAAACAGGACACGGCACUUCAGGCCAAAAUAAAUAGACAAACAAAACGCAUUAACACUUAAACAAACGGUGCACGGACAGACAAACAAACACGGUGAGUAAAAGAAACAAAUUUACUUUCUCCUUAGUUUUUAGUUUUUGAAAUUCUCUCCUCUCCACACCUGUUCUCCACUCCCCGAACACACAACCCCGAGUGAGUGCUUUGUGCAUCUAUAUAUACUGUUGUGCCGGGAUUCAAUUACUAAUUAAUUAUUCACUUGAAUCCCAGCACGUGAACUAAUUCUGUGCAACCCCGUGCUUACAUAUUAUUAAAUACUUUAAAUGCACGUGCAGUGAAGUGCAAUCCCCGUGCCUAAAUACAAUUAUACAUUUUAAAACUUGUGAUCAUUACCCACAUUAUAUCCUGUGUACCAACUACAAUACACCAACAUUAACACACACAACAUACAACAUAAAACACAAAUGCACACGGGCGGGGUACAUUGCCACAGGACCCUUAAACAUUUACAGUGAUUUUUAGAGCAAUGGCUUCGCUGCUUUUAGUAUGCAUUUUUCAAAGGUAAUAUUAAUUCAAAUGUGUGUUUAAAGAUCAACACCCUUAGAUACCCAAGUGGCUCAUUUGGUAAAGGCGCAACUGUGUGUGUGCAGGCUGAGCUCUGUAGUCAGUCAGGGUAGCACAGGUUCACAUCCUGGCUGCGUCAAGUUGAGGAUCUUGCCCAUGGAUCUCACAAGGUCUGUUUCUUUGGCACUUGUUCUGCAGGUUGGGAAGGUGCUACAGUACCCUCUACUUGCCAUGGGCCUGGUGAACUUGAGUCUGAACCUGUUGUGCUGGCCUUUGUCCUCUAGGGGACAGCCACUUGUAAAGAGCCAAUUGGCUUAGUGUUGGGAUCACAGGAUUGCCACUGACAUUCAAUUGUCCUGAGCUGUGUGUGAUUUCUAAACCGUGAAUAGUUUGUUUGUUUGGUGGGAUCUAAAAGUGUGCAGUGAUGUGUAGCCCUGCAAAGAGAUAGCGGAAUCGUCUUCUAGAGCCAUCCCAAACAAAUAAACUUCAUUCACAGUGGAGCAAUUCCAAAAGAGAUUCACCUCAUAACUCAUUAGGAAACUAUAAAUAACAUUAAUACAAAUGUGUAGCUGAAAAUCAUUUUAAAGUGAGUUGAUGGAUAAAAGCAGUUUUAUUCACAAUUUCUGUAUUUUAUAUCUGAAAUGUAAAGGUCAACAUAACUAUAAAACUAUUUUAUGUGUGUCACAAUAAAAAUAUUACACUUGUGUGUUUUUACAGAUUUUAAA